GCGUCAGUACAUGCGGUCUCGCCGCGGCGUGCGGAUUGUUCCUUCACGGAGGAGUAUUCCUCGUCUACCCUGACAACCUCUCCUUCACUCUCGUUAACUUAUUCCGCGUGCCGCGUUCUCGUAAGCAUCUUCGUCUCCGUAAAAACCGUUUCGCGCUUUUAACACACACGAAUUCCUUCGUCCUCCUCCUUCACUCAGGAGAAUUCAGAUCGAAAGGAUCGAGGAUCAUGCCAGCGGACGCCGAACUCAGCAGCCUGCUCAGCAGACGGCAGAGGAUCAACGACGAACUCGAAGAGGGCAAGGAGGUGAAGAAGCAGUACAAGUUCGUGAACGUUUACACGGAAUUCCAUGAGCUGUCGCGUCGCGAGAUCAAGCAGUACGAGCAGACCUUCAACAGAUUCGAUGAUGGUCACGAUGGCUUUCUCGAUCUCUCUGAACUGAAACGAAUGAUGGAAGUUUUGGGUGCACCGCAGACGCAUCUCGGACUCAAGGCGAUGAUCCAGGAGGUCGACGAGGAUGGCGACGGUCGUAUAUCUUUCCGUGAGUUUCUGCUAAUUUAUCGUAAAGCACGGGCAGGUGAAUUGGAACAGGAUUCCGGAUUGAGCCAGCUGGCCAGACUUACCGAAGUCGAUGUCGACGAGGUCGGUGUUACAGGCGCUAAGAACUUCUUCGAGGCCAAGAUCGAGCAGCUCCGAAAGGCCUCAAAGUUCGAGGACGAGAUUCGCAUGGAACAGGAGGAGCGGAAACGGGAGGAGGAAGAAAAGGCAGCGAGGCGAGAGCAAUUCCGGCAGAAAGCCGCGAUCUUCGGCAAAUAAUUGCGGAGCGAUAAUCACGGGAGAGCGAAAACAGCCGAUUCGCUCGUUAGAAUGCGAAGACGGAUUGUCUUGAGUUGCUGUUUAGAUGUAUUUCCGAUGCUCGAAGCCGACGAAGCGAUAUCCGACGCCAACGAGCGACUCUACAUACCACUUAAGUGCGCUCCGAAGCGACAUGAAAUUGCGAUUCGAUCGCGAUUGUUAGAAUUUGAAGCGAGAAUUGAAACCGCGAUAUAAUUUCUUAUGCUGUUAACGCGCGAAAGAAGAAUUUUACACCAGUCGUUUCCAACUUUGCAAAUAAUUAUUUCUGCUUAUUGACGAUAUCAAAAUUCGGACUCAGCGAAAUGCUAACUCUUUUAAUCCCUAAUUUGAAGACUAUGUGGAAUUUUUGCAAUUUUGUUAUCAAAUAUGCAGUAAACGUUAAAAGUCCCAUCUCCGGAUUUCAAGGCAAUAGCAAAAGCAAUUAAUUUUCUUGGACUAUCAAAAUUUUCAUUUUAUAUUUAUUUAUUGUAAUCCCGAUUUGAACGCUACAUUGCAAUAGCGUUUACUAUACUUGGAAUACACUAUAUACGGAAAGAGUUUUAACACAUGAUCAUAUAUAUGUAAAUUUUAUAUGGAAAAUCGAAUAUUCUGAAAAGGUUGAUAUCUAACACACAUAUCUGUCCUAUAGGGAUAUAUUUUAAAGUUGGAUAGCACGCAAACUAGAUUUUUAUUUGCUGUUUUAAUAGCAAUUUUAAUAUUAAUAUCUUGUUGUAAAAUGUUUAACAAAAGUUGAAGAGCAGAUAAUUAAUUAAUAAUUGUGUAAAAUGUUGUUUAAUAAAUGUUAACGUUCAAGGAUGAAUUCCCACGAGAUUUAAAAGAGUCAAUAUAAUAAGUAGUUGGCCUGUUUUAUAGAUGAUUAUAUCGUACAUAAAAUUUUCAACUUUAAAUCUUAUCGAGUAUAAUGAAUAGACUGAAGACGGAAUUGAUAUAAAAAUCGAUUUUACAUUAUUCAAGAGAGAAUAAUGUAAAGACCUUAGUAACUGCUCGGUCUUCGAUAGCUUAAGGUUUGUCGGCGAUUGUAUCUUAAUUAAUUUUUAUUAUUAAUAACAAUUAUUUUGUAAGAUUUCAUUUUCUCUUCAUUAAAUAAGAAUUCUUUGUCACAUUAAACGACACGAAUGAUACUAUGUACGUAUAAAAUAUAAGAGAAAUAUGCUUGUAGAUAUGUUGUAUAUUCGUGCGGCUGCGUGUGAAUGUAUGCCAAACCACAGAUAUAUGCGUCUUAUUCAUUUAAUUAAAAAAUUGGAUCAUUGAAUGAUUAUUUGCACAAACGUGUAAAAAUUUAACAAGCGACAGAUUCAUUAUUGUUACUACUUUGAUUUGCAUCUUAUACUAUUUGUAUUUCUGACAGAUGGUUUACUAUUAUAGACUUGAACUGAUAAAGAGAUAGCUCUUGUGUAUUCAACCAUCGCGAUAAGUGUGAAACCAGUACAGCUAAGAGAAAACCUUUCGAAUUUUUGGAUUUUAGGCAAAAACUUAAAGUUCAAGAUUAUGAAUGUGUCCACAAUAUUUUAUAAUAUUUAUAACAUUCUUUAAUCGCAAGCUAUUAUUUUAAUCUUCAUCCUUAAUCAUCCGUUUUUUUUAUUUAAAAUAUUUAAGAUAAUAAGUAAUUGUUAAAAAUGUUUAUAAUUGUAUUAAAUGAUUCCUAACUGACCGUGCCUAUCGCAAACAAUACAAUUUCUAUUUCUUUCUCUUUUGACAAUUUAACAGAAUUUUUUAUCGCGCCUUUGCAUUAUAAAAUAUAUUUUCAUUAAGGCAUUACUUUUUUAGAGACACAUUCUGUACAUAAUAGUAUUAAUAAAUCACAAUAACAUCUAUUGUAAAAAGUGUGUAAGCUAUAGAUUGUAAAUAGAUUUAUUUUAUGCUGCGUCAAAUUUUUAUGUAUCUGAUUAGCUGAUUUAUGAUAGCAUUAUAUUAAAAUUAUAGAAACUGUAUCGUGUUAUCAUUGUUAAUAAGUGCUUAGUCAAGAACAUACCCUCGUAUACACAAUUAACUUAAUGACCCGGGAAACAAGAAUUAGAUCUCCCGAAAUAUGACCAUAUCUGGUUCAUUAGAUCUGGCCAGAUCUGAACAGAUAUAAUCAGAUCUGCUGAGAUAUAAUUUGAUCUGGUCAGAUCUAAUCCUUUUUUUCUUUUAUUUCGGGAAAAUCCAAAUAAAAAGAUUUAAAAACUCAUGUAAUA
Molecule: messenger RNA, 3031 nt
Organism: Temnothorax curvispinosus
Lineage: Eukaryota; Metazoa; Arthropoda; Insecta; Hymenoptera; Formicidae
Gene: Swip-1
Product: EF-hand domain-containing protein D2 homolog
Exons: 4
Coding region: 228-815 (195 amino acids)
Molecular function (GO): calcium ion binding
Source: RefSeq, a predicted model, not a curated record